UCAGUGUCGGUGCGAUUCUAAGCUUCACCUCAUCUACUUAGAAUUCUGAUCAUCGGGAAUCAUAAAAAUGCAGGACAACCGAUUUUUUAUCUUCGUGAUUCUUUUGGCAUUUUCUACGUCUCUUAAUCUUGCCAGAUGCUCGGUUGGCCAACACUACGAAUCCACCAGAGAGGGUCAAAAAUUAAAAAUCAACGAUAGACGUUCUGCUGGAUUGGUGGCGUAUCCAAGAAUCGGCCGAAAUUCGGAAGUGGCGAGCUUUCCUAGAGCUGAACGUGCUUUCGGAAUAAUACAUAAGCCCCGAGUCGGAAGAGCCGAUGAAUCGAGCUUGGACAAUUUAAACCGAUUUCACGAUUUACCGGCCGAUGUCGACAUGGGGUUCUACAUUACACGCGACAUGGAGCCUGAAGUUCUCUUAGAUCUCGAUUACGAAGACUACGCAGACAGACCGAUAGCAUUUAAACAUGCUGACAAAAUUCAGAAAGACGGUUCCUGGUUAAUACCCGAUCGCGUACACGGAUUCAAGGACCUUCGUUUACAAAAAGGCGAUGAUGCUCGAUCGUACUACUCUAUUUUGCGAGGUAUGAGUAAAGGUUCUCGAAAUAGUCAAGGUCAAGGAGGAUACACUCCGAGACUAGGUCGCGAGAACGAGCACGACGCUGCGAAUUUCCUGUAGCUUGCCCAUCUUUGAUCACGAUUCGCGUCUCCGCGAAUUUGACGGAUAUUGACUCGAGGCAAAAGAAGGAACUCAAUGUCGAAAACGUCAGGAAUGUAACAUGCGGUGCUUUUGAUCGUUUUCCCUAUUUGCAUAGGCGACCCACCUUACCCUUGCACUUUGUACGCAAGUUAUGCAACACAAUACAUAAUCUGCACUUAAAUACUGCAGUUUAUAAUCUUACAUGCAAUCCUCUCGCCUUGUAUCGUCACGACAUAGCAAUUUCUCUGGCUCGAUCUUGAUGUGACUCGACAUGCUAUUUUAUCCGGAUCUCUAUUUCGAGGUAUACUCGAUCCAAUUUAAUGUUCGUUAAUUUUUAUACGAAAAUAACGGAGAGUAUAAAUAAAAGUUUGAUUUACAUCA
Wasmannia auropunctata (little fire ant) is the source of this 1075-nucleotide messenger RNA. RefSeq lists its product as uncharacterized. NCBI's taxonomy places the organism in Eukaryota, Metazoa, Arthropoda, Insecta, Hymenoptera, Formicidae. The transcript is spliced from 5 exons. The record is from RefSeq and is a predicted model, not a curated record. Bases 68 to 673 code for a protein of 201 amino acids.